Molecule: messenger RNA, 656 nt
Organism: Drosophila willistoni
Lineage: Eukaryota; Metazoa; Arthropoda; Insecta; Diptera; Drosophilidae
Product: glutathione S-transferase D5
Exons: 1
Coding region: 1-648 (215 amino acids)
Biological process (GO): glutathione metabolic process
Molecular function (GO): glutathione transferase activity
Source: RefSeq, a predicted model, not a curated record
AUGGAUCUUUACUAUUCCAAUACAUCCUCCGGAAACCGGUCAGUCCUGAUGACAGCCAAAGCCUUGGGCAUUAAAUUAAAUGUGAAAGUUUUAAACGUCCAGCGGGGCGACCAAUUGAAUCCUGAAUUCGUGAGGAUCAAUCCUCAGCACACAGUGCCAACUCUCGUGGAUAAUGGGUUUGCUGUGUGGGAGGCACGAGCCAUUCUCACCUAUCUGGUGGAGAAGUACGGAAAGACGGAUUCGCUCUACCCCAAGGAUCCGAAGCAAAGAGCUGUGGUGAAUCAACGUCUAUACUUCGAUAUUGGGACACUGAACCAGUCAUUCAUGGACUACUAUUAUCCGAUAUUUCAUUCGAAACCAGCUGAUCCUGAAGCAUUCAAGAAGGUUGAAUCCGCAUUUGAAUUUCUGGAUAUUUUCUUGGAGGGCCAGGAAUUUGUAGCUGGCAAGCAUCUCACUCUGGCUGACAUUUCUAUCUUGGCAACUGUCUCCACCUUUGACAUCUUCCAAUUUGAUAUCAAGAAGUACCCGAAUGUGGACAGAUGGUACACCAACACCAAGAAGGUGACUCCUGGAUGGGAGGAGAACUGGAAGUCGUUGACCGACAUGAAAGCAGCACUCGAUAGCUACCAAAAACAAUCUAAGAAAUAGUUAAAAUG